Drosophila ananassae is the source of this 3139-nucleotide messenger RNA. RefSeq names its product exosome complex exonuclease RRP44 (gene Dis3). The record is from RefSeq and is a predicted model, not a curated record. Gene Ontology annotation, molecular function: RNA binding; 3'-5'-RNA exonuclease activity; endonuclease activity. The coding region runs from base 95 to 3046 and encodes 983 amino acids. Gene Ontology annotation, cellular component: nuclear exosome (RNase complex); cytoplasmic exosome (RNase complex). NCBI's taxonomy places the organism in Eukaryota, Metazoa, Arthropoda, Insecta, Diptera, Drosophilidae. The transcript is spliced from 6 exons. Gene Ontology annotation, biological process: rRNA catabolic process.
CGACCCAAAACCUCAUGCAGAUCCUCUCGUGCAACGCCUCUUUACUGCGGCACACAUGUGGAAUUCCAUCAAUUUAAAAACAACCUAAGGAAACAUGCAAACUUUACGUGAAUUUACGCGUAAAACCAAAAGGGGCAAUAUCUUAAAGAUCGUGCGAGAGCACUAUCUCCGAGAUGACAUCGGUUGCGGCUCCGAAUUAUGCCGGAAUUGCUUCCAGAACGAGGUGUACCAACUGACCUCACAGCACGAGAUUCAGUGCAGCCUCUUCAAGUUCCCGCACUACAUAGUUGUGGACACCAAUGUGGUACUGGACCAAAUUGAUGUCCUCGAAGAGGAUGUGCUGCGCAACGUCAUCGUCCUGACAACGGUGCUAAACGAGGUGAAGCACAAAAGCUCUUCCAUUUACAAGCGCUUCAACGAGCUCGUCCACGAUCGGACCAGGCAUUUCUAUGUUUUUGUAAACGAGCACCACAAGGACACCUAUGCGGAUCGCGAACCAGACGAAACCGCCAACGACCGCAAUGAUCGAGCCAUUCGCAUUGCCACCAAAUGGUACGACGACCAUAUUAGGGCCUCUCAGUCCUCCAAAGACCUAGAACGCACUGGAAAAACAGCCACGCGCGUUAUUCUUCUGACAGACGAUGCCGGAAAUCGUGCCAAGGCCGAAGCGGAUGGCAUUUUAGUGGCUUCUGCGGCGGAGUAUGUGAAAUCCUUGGAAGACUUUCCCCUUCUGAUGGAUAAGUUGUCGCACAAGUCCUUCGACAGCGAGAAGCAGGCGCUGCCGCAAUAUCCGCCACAUCUCAGCAUGAAGGAACUGCUAGAGGGUCUGCGGCAAAAGAAGCUGCUGCAAGGCGCGUUUCAGGCUUCCAGGGAGAACUACCUUGAGGGCAGCGUCAACGUGGAGUCUUUCGAGAAAGGGAUCCUUAUCCAAGGACGCGAAGCACUCAACCGGGCUGUGGACGGCGAUCUAGUAGCCGUGGAAUUGCUUCCCGAAAGCGAGUGGUCGGCGCCAAGUGAAAUCGUUUUGGAAGAAAAUAAUGUCUAUGCCGACGAUGUGCCCAGCGAGGAACGCGCUGAGCAGGAGAAGGACAUGCUGCAGCAGGUUCAGGCAGCUUCAGCCGCCUCAGCCGAGGAGCGUUCGCCGACGGGAAGAAUUGUGGGAAUUGUACGCCGUAAGUGGCGUCAGUAUUGCGGUAUUUUGCAACCAAGCUUGAUUGAGGACACCAGUCGGCAUAUUUUUGUGCCGGCAGACCGAAAAAUUCCCCGUAUUCGGAUUGAAACGCGGCAGGCGGCCAAGCUUCAGAACCAGCGCAUCAUAGUGACCAUCGAUACGUGGCCGAGGAACUCGCGCUACCCCCACGGUCACUUUGUUCGGUCCCUAGGACCACUGGGUGACAUGGCCACCGAAAAUGAGGUAAUCCUGCUUGAGCAUGAUGUACCGCAUUGCAAGUUCUCGGAGGAGGUGCUGAGCUUCCUUCCCAAGAUGCCGUGGACCAUUAAGGCAGAGGACUAUGCCAAGCGUGUGGAUUUGAGAGAUUUGUACAUCUGCUCCGUGGAUCCGCCGGGUUGCACAGAUAUCGAUGAUGCUUUGCAUUGCCGCCAGCUGCCGAAUGGAAAUCUCGAGGUGGGCGUCCACAUCGCCGAUGUGAGCCACUUUAUUCGACCCGGAAAUGCGUUGGACAAGGAGGCGGCUGCCAGAGGCACCACUGUGUAUCUGGUGGGCAAACGUAUCGACAUGGUUCCCGAGCUGCUAAGUUCGAACCUCUGCUCACUGGUUGGCGGCGUCGAACGCUUUGCCUUCUCGUGUGUUUGGGAGGUGGACCAUGAUGCAAACGUGAUUAGCAAGCGCUUCCACAAGAGUGUCAUCAAGUCGAAACGGGCCAUGACGUACGAAGAGGCGCAGGUUCUGAUUGAUGACCCCGCAGACCAGGGUGAGAUCGCCAAGUCUCUGAGGAAUCUUAACAAACUAGCCAAGAUCUUGAAGAAACGUAGAAUGGACAAUGGGGCCUUGGUCUUAGCCUCCCCAGAGAUUCGCUUCCAGGUGGACAGCGAGACCCAUGAACCGCUGGAAGUGGAGGCCAAGCAGAUGAGGGAGACCAACUCGAUGGUGGAGGAGUUUAUGUUGCUGGCCAAUAUUACGGUGGCCGAGCACAUUGCAGCCGAGUUUACCGAGUGCGCCGUGCUGCGUCGUCAUCCUCGCCCUCCUCCCACCAACUUCGAUCCCCUGGUGAAAGCCGCUCGCUAUCAAGGAUACCAAGUAGACAUCGAGUCCGGCCUGGAGCUGGCGCACUCGCUGGACAAGUGCGUCAAAGAGGAUAACCCGUAUUUCAACACCAUGAUUCGUAUCCUCACCACGCGCUGUAUGAUGCAGGCGGUGUACUUUAUCAGCGGCAGCCUCCAGAAGGAAGAAUACUUCCAUUACGGUCUAGCAGCUCCCAUCUACACGCACUUCACCUCGCCCAUCCGACGCUACUCCGACAUCAUGGUUCAUCGGCUGUUGGCCGCCUCCAUCGGCGCCGACAGCACCUACGCCCAACUGCUGGAGCGGAAGUCCAACGAGGAACUGUGUCAUAACCUAAACUAUCGGCACAAGAUGGCCCAAUAUGCAGGUCGCGCUUCGGUGGCUCUCAAUACGCAUCUCUUCUUCCGUGGAAAGGAAGAGGAUGAGGAAGGUUAUGUUCUCUUUGUUCGCAAAAACGCACUGCAAGUACUCAUUCCCAAGUACGGACUCGAGGGUACGCUGUAUCUAAAGUCGGAUAAGGAUGGCAAGGACGGUCUGGAGCGAACCAAGGCUCAGAUUAUUUUUACGUUUAACGAGGAGGAUCACACGCAACGUUGCGGCAACUUUGUGUUCCAUUCGUUCGACCCUGUAACAGUGCGACUCAGCCUGGAUUCCAGCAACGUCCAGCACGAGAAACUCGUGUUUCGGUUGGUGAAGCCCUACAUCAAGGGCUUCAGUGUGGAGCCAAAAGCUGGAGCUGAUGAUAAAGAGAGCCAGGCGCCACCGCCCACCAAAAAGUCAAAGAAGGACAAAAAGAAAAAGUAAUCCCUUCUCGUAAGACUAAGUUGAGUUAGGUUAAGUCACAAAAAUUUAUAAACUGAUUCAUUUUAUAUAAAUGAAGUAUUUUUUAAAAUUGAA